Messenger RNA from Colletotrichum fioriniae, 3585 nucleotides. Lineage: Eukaryota; Fungi; Ascomycota; Sordariomycetes; Glomerellales; Glomerellaceae. The record is from RefSeq and is a predicted model, not a curated record.
AUGGCUCCUCCCGCUCAGAACGGGCCUGAUGGCUCAUCACUUAAACCCGUCUCGUCGCUGAGGGCCAAGUUCGAGAACAUGAACAAGAAUGGCGAAUCUGCCGCCGCGCCUGGUCCCUCCCCGCCCCGAACCAUCUCUCCGGCCCCGAAGCCAGAGUUCCUUCGAGAUGCGAAAGCCUCCUCCGAAAGCCUCCAAAGCCUCCCAAUCCCCCCGAGACCCCGUGAGCGCGCGAGCAUCUCGGCACCGUCACUCCCGCCUCCUCUGCACGAGCCCGUCCCUCGCUCGCCCGGCCGCUCUCUCGGGGUUCCUCCCACCUUGAAACCGGAGCCGAUCAAGGCUCCUUCGGUCCUGGUAGAACCGCCUCAGUCACCGCCCAAGAACUCCAUCUCGAGGUUCUCCAUCGCCGAGGCACCGGCCUUUUUAAACGCCGCCGACUCCGGCUCUUCCACCCCCACCACGCCAACCACCUCGCGAGCCUUCAAGAUCCCAAGUCGGCCGCACACCCCUUCGCUCGAUCCGCGACGUUCACCGAGGUUGUCUGCUUCACAGCCGCCUUCACCACCGCCGCCGAGACGAUCUGGCGAGAUACGGAGGGACAACAAGCCCGCUGUGCCCCCGCCAAUCAACCGUGCCGAAAAGCCGUCGAUGCGAGACCAGCCAAAGGCCCCCUACUACGCAGAUCACCAAAUCGGGGCUACCGAAAUCAGGGGCAAGCUCAGGGAAGAGACGUCUCCCUUUAGCAGCCCGCCUGGAAGUCCCGAUAGUAUCCACGAACCGGCCCCUCCAACGCUCCCCACCAGGCCAAAGGCGCUCGCAACGCUGACGGAACCACCGCCGCCCCAGAGAGGCAGACCGAUCGAUGUCGGGUUCGCGCCGCCCCCCGUUCAUCAUUCCAUCAUGACCAAGAGGAGCCAGCGGGAGCAGGAGACGAAUGGGUUCAUCAGGGGUCAGAUCACUCCGCAGAUUACGGGUGACCGGCCCAGUGUACCCGCUCUUCCCGCAAGACCGCAGACCGUUGCGGAGCCUCCGCCGCGACCGCCGGUCACGAUGAAACCGCCUCCGCGGCCUCCAAGAGCAGGCGGCGUCAACACCCACGUCGUCAGCCACUCCGUCAGCCACUCCGUCAGCCAUUCUGUCGACUUCCAGCCCCCGCCCAAGCGAAUCGUCUCGACGCCGACAACAACACAUCUUCCGCCACCAUCACGGCUACCGGGGCGUGCGAAUACAGUCACGGACCGGACGUCACCGCGCCCGCCGCCUCCUCAACCACCUCAGCCAGUGCAGCAUGUCCAGCCGGUGCAGCCUCCACCGCCACCUGAGCCGACUGUCUCUCUGAUUCCCUCCAGCAAUACGUCAAAGGUCGAGAUCAACGGCAACAUACCAAAUUUCCCGGAUCCUGCAAACGUUAAUCGACGACCGCCCUACAUAAAACACGGCAUGCACGAAAUCCAGACCAAAUACGAUCCGCGAACGUUUGACGUGUGCGGCGAUCUCAUCUGCACGACGGGCCACCUCACACGAGUGUGGAACCUCCGAGACGGCGAGUUGUUGAUGAGUUUUGCUCACGGCGAAGGCAUCAAGGCCACGACUGUGGCUUUCAAGCCUGGCUUGAAUGUGGACGAGGAAGGAAAGAGACUAUGGAUUGGAAACAACUUUGGCGAAUUGAUGGAGGCCGACAUUGCGACGCAAAGUGUGGUCGCGAACAAGCCAGGGGCUCACGGCCGGCACGAGGUUGUCAAGAUUUACCGCCACUUCAACGAGAUGUGGUCGUUGGAUGAGAAUGGCGGCUUGCUCGUUUGGGCCCCGGACGAGGAAACGGGGACGCCGAAUCUGACCAACAAUGCACACCAAGCGUUCCGCCUACCCAAGGGCCAUUCGUUCUCCAUGAUUGUCGGGGACGAGCUAUGGCACGCGACGGGCAAAGAGAUCCGCGUCUUUGCGCCAUCUUCAGACGGACAAACUCAAUUCCAAGUGUUGGUCCGCGCUCUGGCACAGGAUACGGCGGGUGAGGUGACUUCGGGAACGCAAGUGCGGUCACAGCCGAACAAGGUAUUCUUUGGCCACGCCGAUGGAAAGGUAUCCAUUUACAACACGCAAGACUUUUCGUGUCUGGGCAUCGUCAACUUGAGUUCGUGGAAGAUCAACUCUCUUGCGGGGGUUGGCGAUCACCUCUGGGCAGGCUUCAACACUGGCAAGAUUGGUGUCUAUGACAUGGAGCCCACGCCCUGGGCACAGAAGAAGGACUGGCAGGCUCACGAAAAGAACCCCGUCGUAAAGCUCGUCUCGGAUGCAUCGAGUUGUUACAGGCUGGAUCGCCACCAGGUCAUCUCUCUCGGCGCCGACAACAUGCUCCGCGUUUGGGACGGCUUGCUGCAGGACGACUGGCACGAGGCCGAGAUGAAGGCCAUGGACACGCAGUACUGCGAGUUCCAAGAUCUCAAGGUGCUGUGCAUGACGUGGAACGCGGGUGCUUCAACACCCCACAGCCUGCGAUACGCGCAAGAGGAUGCCGAGUUCAUCAAGAGCCUGCUCACGUCCAACAGCUCGCCAGACAUUCUAAUAUUUGGGUUCCAGGAGCUGGUGGACCUGGAAGACAAAACCGCAACAGCCAGUAGGUCACCCCUUUUCCAAGCAGAAAUCAAGCUAACCGCAGAAGAACGCUUCCUCAAGGUGAAGAAGAAGGAGGGCUCGGACCAGGAGCGCAUGAGCCAUCAGUAUCGCGACUGGAGAGACUUCCUCCUCAAGAGCCUCGACGACUACAUGCCUCCGGACUGUCUGUAUCACCUGCUCCAUACUGCCACGCUGGUUGGGCUGUUCACUUGCAUCUUUGUCAAGUCGACGCUUAGAGAUCGGAUCCAGAACCUCAGCGCGGCAGAGGUUAAGCGAGGCAUGGGAGGUCUUCACGGUAACAAGGGCGCCAUCGUCGUGCGAUUCAUGGUGGACGACUCGUCCAUGUGCUUCAUCAACUGUCACUUGGCCGCCGGUCAGUCGCAGGCCAACAGUCGCCAUAACGACAUUGCCGCCAUUCUCGAAGCGCAAAUUCUGCCGCCCGAGCGAGACCCCAGCGCUCGCCUCGACAGCUAUGUCGGCGGCGGAGACGGCACCAUGAUAUUGGACCACGAGCUGUGUCUGCUCAACGGCGACCUGAACUACCGCAUUGACACCAUGUCGCGCGACACGGUCGUCAUCGCAGUGAAGCAGAAUAAUCUCGCCAAGCUUCUCGAGCGAGACCAGCUUCUAGUGGCCAGGCGGCGCAACCCUGCCUUUAAGCUCCGCGCUUUUGAAGAGAUGCCAAUCACUUUUGCACCGACGUACAAGUACGACGUCGGAACGGACAAUUACGACACGAGCGAGAAGAAGCGUUCCCCCGCGUGGUGCGAUCGGCUGCUCUACCGCGGCGGUGGCAGGAUCAAGCAGGUGGACUACAAACGACACGAAGUUCGCGUCUCUGACCACCGACCCGUCACCGGCAGAUUUAAGUUUACCGUCAAGAAGAUCCAGCCCAAGGCGCGGGCGAUGGCGUGGAUGGACUGCCAACAGAGAUUCGAGGACCUCAAAUGGACCGAGGUCGACAAUGACAAGUGA